UCCAUCUCUCACUAGGUCAGUAUCUAAAAACCGGACGCCGGAGGAGAUAAAGGGAGCCAGGAAAGAGAGGGUGAGAGAGAGAGAGAGAUGAAAGUUAGAUGACCAAAGCUAAAAUAACGGUAAAUUUUAUCUCUAAACAUAAACAUGGACCGGUUUUCACCGUUGACUAAAUGUAUCAUCAUCUUCAUCCUUUUACAUGAUGCUAAUUUCAUUACCUUUAUUUAUUACUUUUAUACCAUGAUGAUGAUGAUAAAGAUGAGGAUGAUGAUGAGGAUGAUAACUAAAUUAAUAUUUCGAAAACAAUUUCUUUACUUUGAAUACGAAAUUAUUUUCUUCUCUUACCUGUUGAUCUGAUUUCUGUUGCAGUUUUUUACCGUUAUCUUCAUCAUCUUAUAUUUAUCAUCUUUCUCAUCCUUGUAAUCAACUCACUUUCAUGUUGAUUUACAAAUAGUUUGAUACGUUGACCACUUUGGAUUGAUGAUUAUUAGUUAAUUGUUGUUUCCUUUUAUUUUAUUCAUUGGGUUAAUCCAAUUAAUAACCAUUUAUGUGACAAUUAAAGGAUUUUUAUUUUGUUUCGUCCUUUUUUUUUUUAAUCAUCAUCUUAAUUAUUUUCAUCGUCAUCAGAAAUUAGUUUUAGUGUUCAAAUGGCCCUCGAAGUGAUCAGUCCAGUAUUACCCGCUCUUUUACCUCUAGCGACGGUUUUAUUGAUUCGGCAAAUUGAUCAUUCGGUUCCAGUCUCAGGUCCGACCUGGGAUCAAGUUUAUGAUUAUAUUAUCAUCGGUUCGGGUUCAGCUGGGUCAGUGUUGGCCAAUCGACUGACCGAGGAUCCAAGUAUUUCAGUUUUAGUUCUUGAAGCGGGUGGAAGUGAAUCUAUUGUGACCGAUGUCCCGCUUAGUACAACAUCGUUACAAAAGACUCCCCUUGAUUGGGCAUAUGAAACGGAACCUCAGUCUGCCUCGUGUUUUGGCCUGAGAGGUCGUCGAUCUCACUGGCCAAGAGGUAAAGUUCUUGGUGGUUCAUCAGUUCUCAAUUUUAUGCUCUAUGUGCGUGCCAAUCGUCGGGAUUACGAUAAUUGGGCUUACAACCAAGGGUGUUACGGUUGGUCAUGGGACGAAAUUUAUCCGUACUUUUUAAAAUCGGAAGAUAAUCAAGAUCCGAUUCGAGGAUCUAAACCAUGGCAUGCUCGAGGUGGUUACUUGACAGUUUCCACUCCACCUUCGCCCACUCCCUUAGCUAAAGCUUUUCUUGAUGCUGCAGGUCCGUUGGGCUAUGAAGUUCGUGACGUUAACGGACCCGUACAAACGGGUUUCAUGUACCCACAAGGUACCAUUCGUCACGGAGCUCGAUGUUCAACCGCUAAAGCUUUUCUUUUACCCGCUAAGCACCGAGCUAACCUACGACUUGUGACCUUUGCUCAAGUGACCAAAAUUUUGUUCAACGCUCACAAACGAGCAGUAGGUGUCAGAUUCAGUCACUUUGGUAUCAUGCACAAAGUAACUGCCAAACGUGAGGUCAUUGUCUCAGCGGGUGCAAUCAAUUCACCUCAGUUACUCAUGUUAUCGGGAAUCGGUCCAAGGUAUCACCUUGAAUCACUCGGUAUCCCAGUGGUUGCUGAUCUUCCGGUCGGUGAAAACCUUCAAGAUCACAUUUAUCCGGGUGGAAUUCAUUUCUCUCUCGAAGAGCCAGUCUCUAUUGUCGAGGAGCGAACCGCUAAUCCACAAAACGUUUUGACCUAUUUUACCUUCGGCAAAGGACCUUUAACCUCGCUCGGUGCCAUCGAAGGUCUUGGUUUUGUUAAUUCUCGAUUCGCAAAUUGGACCGAUGAUUAUCCGGAUGUUGAGGUUCAUUUUAUCGCUGGUGGACCAAUGUCCGACGAUGGGAAAUCCCUUCGAGAUCAAGUUGGUAUCAAGGAAGAAAUUUGGACCAAAUAUUAUCAACCUUACACGGAGAAAGAUGGAUUCUCAGUCUAUCCCGUUUUAUUGAGACCUAAAAGUCGAGGUUGGGUUCGUCUAAAAUCUCGCAAUCCAUUUGCCGCUCCUUUGAUUGACCCUCAAUAUCUAACGGCGGACAACGAUAUCCACGUGGUCGUUGAUUCAAUGAAAUUCGCGAUUCAACUUGGAUACUCACACGCAUUUAAAAAAUUUCGUCCUAAAUUAUACGAUCGCAUGUUCCCAGGAUGUGAAGAGUACCUUCAAUGGUCAUCCGAAUAUCUGGCCUGUAUCGCCCGUUCCUUCACGGCCACUAUUUAUCACCCAGUUGGAACUUGUAAAAUGGGCUCACCCCUCGACCCUUCAGCCGUUGUUGACCCUCAACUCCGAGUCCUAGGAGGUGUAAGUGGCCUAAGAGUCGUUGACGCUUCCAUCAUGCCACUAAUCGUCUCGGGAAACACCAACGCUCCAACAAUAAUGAUCGCUGAAAAAGCCGCUGAUCUAAUUAAAUCAUCUAAAUAUAAUCAUCACCUUUAAUCACUAUCAACACACAUAAUCACAAAAAAAAGACUAAAAGUUAAUCAAGUGACCAAUCAAUUAAUUGUUCAAACGGAUUAACAUGAAAAGUGCUUUAUUUUAAUGUUAACAUUUUUUGCUCAAAACCGUAAAAGACAAAAUUGAUUUAAUCAUCAACUUAAUCAUCAUCCUAAUCCGCAUCUUAAUCAUUAACUUCAUCAUCAUUAAGACGACAACCACCACAAUCAACAUGAACAAUUAAGCCUUUUGUUGAACCAGCAAUCGGAUUAAUAACAAUUUAAGAUCAAAUAAUUAAUGAUUCUAGUCCAUUAGGUCUAUCAUCAUCAUCAUCAUCAUCAUCAUCAUAAUCAUCAUCAUCAUCAUAAUCAUAAUCAUCAUUAUCGUUGGUAACAAUUAACAAAAAUCAACUUUAAAUUGCCAUCACAAUCAUUUAAUCAUCACCAUAAAUAAAUCAACAAUUUUAAAACUUUUCAAACGUUUAAAUGUUGAAGUAAAAAGUGAUUACAAUUAUAAUUAAAGAUGAAAAGAAAUUUUUUCUUCUUAUUUAUGAUUUAAUCACAAUUAACUUGUUUCUAAAUUUAAUAUUAGCCUGAAGCGAUUUGAAUUUAAUUUACCUUAAUUAGUAAACACGUCGAGUAAAAUGUUGAUUGCAAUUAAA
Messenger RNA from Panonychus citri (citrus red mite), 3123 nucleotides. RefSeq names its product glucose dehydrogenase [FAD, quinone]-like. The transcript has a single exon. The record is from RefSeq and is a predicted model, not a curated record. Lineage: Eukaryota; Metazoa; Arthropoda; Arachnida; Trombidiformes; Tetranychidae. The coding region runs from base 645 to 2465 and encodes 606 amino acids. Gene Ontology annotation, molecular function: flavin adenine dinucleotide binding; oxidoreductase activity, acting on CH-OH group of donors.